GCCUUGGACACCAUGAACUUUGACCUCAUGCAGGGGAAGCCCAUGCGUCUGAUGUGGUCGCAGAGAGACCCUUCGCUGAGGAAGAGCGGCGUGGGAAACAUCUUCAUCAAGAACCUGGAGAAAUCCAUCGACAGCGAGGGCCUGUACGACAUCUUCUCCUCCUUCGGGACCAUCUUAUCCUGUAAAGUGGUUUGCGAUGAAAACGGGUCGAAAGGCUUUGGGUUUGUGCACUUUGAGACGCAUGAAGCUGCUGGAGAAGCCAUCGAGAAACUAAACAGCAUGUUGAUCAAUGAGCAGAAAGUGCGGGUGUUCGUGGGUCGUGCUCAGAAGAGACGAGAGCGUCAGGUGGAGCUGAAGCGGCGCUUCGAGCAGAUCAGGCAGGAGCGCAUGAUGCGCUAUCAGGUAUCAGACACUCUGCGUUUAUCACACAGACUAAAGGUCAUGCACUGCAAUCAGCAGAACUACAAAGAUGAG
Messenger RNA from Sinocyclocheilus grahami, 474 nucleotides. RefSeq names its product polyadenylate-binding protein 1-like. The record is from RefSeq and is a predicted model, not a curated record. The annotation marks the transcript as partial. Lineage: Eukaryota; Metazoa; Chordata; Actinopteri; Cypriniformes; Cyprinidae. Gene Ontology annotation, molecular function: RNA binding. The transcript is spliced from 3 exons.